Messenger RNA from Macadamia integrifolia, 2475 nucleotides. RefSeq names its product MACPF domain-containing protein NSL1. NCBI's taxonomy places the organism in Eukaryota, Viridiplantae, Streptophyta, Magnoliopsida, Proteales, Proteaceae. The transcript is spliced from 7 exons. The record is from RefSeq and is a predicted model, not a curated record. The coding region runs from base 368 to 2212 and encodes 614 amino acids. Gene Ontology annotation, biological process: plant-type hypersensitive response; regulation of salicylic acid mediated signaling pathway. Gene Ontology annotation, cellular component: plasma membrane.
UUAGCGGAAAUGCAUAUCUGGCAACCAACAAGCAAGCCGCCAAUGAGACUCUCAGUGCCGUGUUUUUUAGUCAAAUCAUCAAUCGGUCCAAAAAGUCCUAACGACUAAUGCAGUUGGUCAGUUGCUUUCUUUUUCAGUCUAAUCUGCGAACGAAGAAGAAGAAGAAGAGGGAAUGAGUACAAGACCCUCCUCAGCUUUGUUGCUAUGACCAUUUCCAUGGCCUUCACCUUCUCCUACUCUUCCUUCAACCACUACAACUCAUCAUCGUCAUUAUCGUCAUCCAAGACUUUCAAAGUCCAAUCCCUCUUAAACUCUGAAGGUUUCAUUUACAGUAUAAGUUUGUAUUCUUUUGGCGAGGGAGUAGACAAUGGCGAUCGACGCAAAUCGCUUGACUCCCCAAUCUGCCGCUGAGAAAGCAGUUUCUGUAAUUGGUCUCGGUUACGAUCUAUCUAGCGAUAUCCGCCUUGCUUACUGCAAGUCUGGUUCAUCCAAUUCGCGUUUGAUCGAGCUCGAUGAAACCCUCGCUCGUGACCUUGUUUUCCCUUGUGGUAUCGUUGUUCCUAAUGUCCCCAACUCAAUUAAGUGCGAUAAGGGAGAGCGCACGCGGUUUCGUUCUGAUGUUCUUUCCUUCCAUCAGAUGUCAGAACAGUUCAACCAUGAUCUAUCGCUGACUGGUAAAAUCCCCUCCGGCCUUUUUAAUGCAAUGUUUAAUUUCAAAGGGUGCUGGCCGAAGGAAGCAGCAGCCACAAAAAGUCUUGCUUUUGAUGGCUGGUUCAUGACUCUCUAUAAUAUAGAGUUAGCAAGAUCUCCAAUAGUACUGAAUGAGCAUGUGAAACAAGAAGUUCCAACAUCAUGGGACGCUGCUGCUCUUGCUGGGUUUAUUGAGAAAUAUGGUACUCAUGUUAUUGUUGGGGUAAAGAUGGGAGGUAAAGAUGUAUUACAUGUUAAGCAGCUAGAAAACUCAAAUCUUCAGCCAACUGAAGUGCAGAAACUGUUAAAGGAGUCAGCUGAUAAGAAAUUCUCUGAAGAUGUCAAUGGAAAUUUCCUCUUGGACUCUAGUGAAUUAUCAAGAAAACUAAAGGAAAAAACGCUCGUGGCCUGGGAACUAAACACUGCAUUUGCAAACUCAAUUAGAUCAACUACUGUUUCUCACUUAAAGAAGGAUGAUAUUGUAAGCAUUCAUGUCAGGAGGGGAGGUAUUGAUAAUGGUCAAAGUCAUAAUGAGUGGAUUUCAACCAUAUCGCAGUCCCCUAAUGUGAUAUCAAUGUCUUUUGUUCCGAUAACCUCCCUUUUGAGUGGUGUACGGGGUAGCGGAUUCCUAAGUCAUGCAGUAAAUCUUUACCUCAGAUAUAAGCCUCCAAUAGAAGAACUUCAUCAAUUUCUAGAGUUUCAGCUACCCAGGAAAUGGGCUCCCAUUUACAGUGAACUCCCUCUUGGUCCUCAGCGCAAGAUACGUGGUUCACCAGCACUGCAGUUCACCUUCAUGGGCCCCAGACUUUAUGUUAACACAGUGCAGUUGCAGGUUGACUCUGGUAAUCGGCCAGUGACUGGAAUUCGUCUAUACUUGGAAGGUAGAAAGAAUGAUCAUCUAGCAAUCCAUCUCCAACACCUUGAGAUGCUUCCCAAGAGCAUUCAACUCUCUGAUGAUUACAGUCACGAGCCCAAUGAGGAGCCAUUCGAUCGAGCCUACAUUGAACCCUUGAAGUGCAAGUUAUUUUCACACAUAUGCACGGCACCAGUUCAAUACAAUGGGGCUUGUAUAGAUGAAUCUGCUUCCAUAGUGACCAAGGCCUGGUUUGAGGUUAAGAUGAUUGGGGUAAAGAAGGUCCUGUUCUUGAGGCUUGGGUUUUCAAUGGUGGCAUCUGCGAAGAUCCGUAGAUCAGAGUGGGCUGGACCCAUCACACCAUCUCGGAAAUCAGGUGCCUUCUCAAUGCUGAUCAGCGCAAGGUUUAGCACUCAACAACUUACCCCCGAGAAGCCAAGCAAAGUGUUGGUGAAUUCGGCUGUGCAUCCAGGGGGUCCACCUAUCCCCACGAGGACUCCGAAGCUGUCACACUACCUAGAUACAAAGGAAAUAGUUAGGGGGCCAGAGGACCCGCCUGGAUAUUGGGUGGUCACUGGUGCAAAGCUUUGUGUAGAGGGUGGCAAGAUCUCUUUGAAAGUCAAGUACUCAUUGUUGACGAUAAUGUCUGAUGAUGAUGACUCUUACUAGUUGAUUCCAAUAAGAGUCGAAGGAUUGAUUCUAAAUGCAGUUUCUUGUGUUGAUCUAUUAAUCAAUUGCCUAGUGUAUGGUCUCGUACCCCAAAAAAAAAAAAAAAAAAAAUGGUUGCGUACACUGUACAUUUUCUUGACUAGUCCAAUUCAUUAUUAAAGUUGACUGUAUUAGCUUUAAACUGUAAUGAUCUUAUUUAGGAAAUAUUUAAUUUAAUUACACGAUAAUUUUUGGUAAUUAUUAAAAGAAAUUAUUUUAUUUUA